Xiphophorus couchianus (Monterrey platyfish) is the source of this 3127-nucleotide messenger RNA. It is a transcript of the gene gng7, whose product is annotated as guanine nucleotide binding protein (G protein), gamma 7. Bases 526 to 738 code for a protein of 70 amino acids. Gene Ontology annotation, cellular component: heterotrimeric G-protein complex. Gene Ontology annotation, biological process: G protein-coupled receptor signaling pathway. Lineage: Eukaryota; Metazoa; Chordata; Actinopteri; Cyprinodontiformes; Poeciliidae. The transcript has 4 exons. Gene Ontology annotation, molecular function: G-protein beta-subunit binding. The record is from RefSeq and is a predicted model, not a curated record.
GUGCCUGUGCGUGUACGCGUGUGCAUGCUCGGCGUGCGUAUGCGUGUGUGUCUUUUGGUGCGUGGAUAGCCACGGGAGAGAGGACACGCUGUUCCAUCCAUCAAAAUGCCCGCAUUGUGUUUUCACACGGCGGAGCGGCGAGCAGGGCCUGUGAAGCAGAGGACAUACAGGCCCGAUCAGCGCCAGGCAGCUGCUGGGAUCAAUAAGGGGUUGAUGCGGGGUGGGGGGCUCUGCGCGUCCUGAGAGCCGCCGUGGGCUCCGCUGGCUGGCCGCUGAUAGCGGGGCCUGUCCAGAUCCGGCGGGGCCGUGUUUUUCUGCUCGGAUAUUUCGUUGGGAUGCCGUGUUGAUAGAGAAGCCAAUGUAAACUCAGCUGCCUCCCAGCUCUGUUCUCAUUACACGCCUAUUGUUGUCCUGCCGCCUGCUUCCCCUCAGCUCGUCUUCUCCAACCUCUCACAUUAGUGUUCAGAGAGAGUCCUGUCUGCACACCGCCGGUCAGUUUUCUCCUGUGUUGGUGUCUUCUGAUGGAUGAAUAUGUCCACUACUAAUAAUAUCGCCCAGGCCAGGAAACUGGUGGAGCAGCUGAGGAUCGAGGCAGGAAUUGAACGCAUUAAGGUGUCUAAAGCGGCGGCGGACCUGAUGAGUUACUGUGAGCAGCACGCUCGAAGCGACCCCCUGCUGGUUGGCGUGCCCACCUCUGAAAACCCUUUCAAGGACAAGAAGCCUUGCAUCAUCCUAUAGCUUCAUACGUGCUUUUUUUUUUUUUUUUGCCCUCACACACACACACACAUACACGCCCGCACACAUGCACACAACAGAUUCUCCUAUUCACAUAGGCUCACACAUAAAAGUUGACUUUUGCUAUCAAAAUAGGUCCCCAACCAUCCUCAGACGCUGAGAAACCCCAGCUGGCGUUUGGGGGUUACACACACAGUCGCUCCAAAUUUAGCCACUCUGAAACAGUGCCACAAUCCAGAACCACCACUAGGGGGCAGGUAUCUUGUCCUUAUAGCUUCUGAGAUGAGUUAAGCAUAGAGUAUGGUCCAAAGUGCUUUGGUAUUAUUCCCAUAUGCUGGUGAAUUAACAACCGCUUAACUUGAAAAGUUAUUUCUGACAUUUAACAAUUGGUAGGAGGCCCGCUACUUCUCCGUCGCCGGUCAUGAAACGAGGUGUCGGGUAAAUGAUGGGCAGCUGCUGCACAGGCAGGCAGUGGGAAGAAGCAUGUGGGCAACACAAAUAAGUGGUGGACGCCAGUCCGACCGUGCCAAACACGAGCCAGUGUCGCAGCGAAAAGCUCAAUAAAUGCUUAAUCUUCUGCGGGAACUUUAAGAUUAAUAAAAAAAAAGACAAUCCGUGAGCUUUGUCUUUAGCUAGAGUCUUUGCUUUGGUCAGACCACAGCAUGUUCCCUCUCGAAUCCGUAUCAACAGACCUCUUCUCCACCUGCGGCCUCUCUGCGGCUGCCUCCAGCCUUUUUGGGCCAAGCCUCCAGCUGUGCCAACCUGUACAAAAACCCCCACCUGUCUCUAGAUGCUGAUCCGCUGUCGCUGGUUCCACUGCGGCUCGAGAUAGCUGCUGCCGUUGGUUCAGGGUCGAUGUCUUAGCCGACCUCAGAUCUGGACCAACCAGAGGAACUCAGCGAACAGCUCAACAAAGAACUCAAGCUAUUAACCGUGGACGUUUACUGCUUUUUGUUUUGUUUUGUUUUGGGGGGUUUUCUUAAGAAAUACUUAAUGUAUGUUUAGGUAUUUUGUUGAAGCAUUGCUUAACAUUUAAGACAAUAUUGUACUUUUUUUUGUUGUUGUUUUACCUUAACGGGAAGGAGGCGUUACCAAUGGCCGACCUGGUUUGGAUCUGGGGUCUCACCUCAUAAGAUCUUAGAGUCUCUACUGUACAUCAAACCUUCGUGUGCUUUACUUUAAGUGGGAGCGAGGCCACAGACUGACCACUCUGGAGAAUCCAUCUGCAACAACGGAGAAAGUUCAAACUUUAACAUUUUCUCUGUUUUCAGCUCAUAUUUGUUGUUACACAUAAAGAUACAUGUAGGGAGUCUUUCAGAAAGAUUGAUUGAACAAUCUGACGCCUACAGUGACUUCAAAUCCGGUCUAAACGGCAGAAUAAAUUCAUUUCACGCGAGUUCACCACAAUCCAGAGAUCGGCUCUUGGAUUCCCCCUUUCUGUGUCCUCUGCUCCUCCACCACACUCCUCCAAUCUAACAAAACCAAACUUGAUUGUAAAACCUGAAAACGAAGAGGGAAGAAAAUGGCAUUAAGAGAAACAAACUAAGUGUAAAAACUUUCUUUUAGACGUGCAGAAGUGAUAAGUUGAAGAGUAGUUGUCUUGGCUUUUUAUUUUUUAUGUGACCUUCUUUCUAUGGAGUCCAUGAAAGCCGAUCAGUUGAGUAUUAUUACCCUGUACAGUGUUUGUAAGAUACAGAAUCUAAACACAGAACUACCCUGGUCUGUGGAUGUUGGAAUUUUUAACACUGAAUCCCUGUUGUCCGUCAAAGAUCAUGUCCGUCUUCUCAUUUUUCUUUCAGUUUUUAAAGGCUUGCGUUAGCGGAGGUUAGUUUUAGCCAUAGUUAAAAACGCAGCAGUCAGGAUUUUAACAAAUAAAAACAAAAAUGUUGCAAGGUUAAAGAUGGAGUCUGUAAGGGGGAUUAAUCAACAUCAGACCUCAUUGCAGUGGCCAACAAAUCAACCUCCUGAGCCUUCCUUUAAUAUCAAUGCUGCCGUUUUUGUUUGGUCUUUAGUGGCACAUUUUUGGGGCAACAAGCAACACAAAUGUCAUACAUCUGUAAUUUCAGAGGAGUGAUACUAAACGGAUUGAAACUGGACUUGAUGCAAAUUUAAGCGAAGCUUUUCAAAAAUGGAGUGGUUUGAUCUGCACGGCAUUACGAUUUUAGUCGAGAGUAGGGCACAGUUACAGAGCAUGAUUGUUUUAAUUGUUGCUCCUCUGUUGUGACGCUGACCUUUGAAGGUUAUGAGAGGUUCUCCUGGUCCAUGCUUCCUCAUGCGUGUCUUGUACAUCAGUGUUGCACAGAUCAGCUUUUAAAACAGACUAUGCUGAAAGGACCCAGAUUGUGUUGGAUUAUGUUUGUGUAUUUGCUCACACUGAACGCUAAAAUCACCA